UUCAUCCUUUUCUAAUCUAAACUAAAAGCCAAAAGCUGUUAAAAAAGAAAAAGAAAAAAGAGAAAAAAAAAAUGUCUUUCAAAAAGAUCAAAUCCUUCUUUAUACCUUCAUGUCUGAAGCCUAAGAAUAAUCCAUCCUCAGAAGCCAGAUUUCCUGCAGUUUCCAAGCAAAUAAGUUCCCGGAGAUUAUCGAUUUCCGAUUUGAGCAACUCGUCGGUGUCACUAAUGAGUGAUCUGUCGAAUUCGCUUAUUGGAUCAAAUCUUCAUAUUUUUACACUUAAGGAGCUCAAGAAUAUCACACAAGACUUCUCCAAGAGUAACUUUCUCGGAGAAGGUGGCUUUGGACAAGUAUAUAAAGGCUUCAUUGACGACAAACUGAGGCCUGGUUUAGAAGCUCAAUCUGUGGCAGUUAAGGUUUUGGAUUUGGAUGGCAAACAAGGUCAUAGAGAGUGGCUGGCUGAAGUGAUUUUUCUUGGGCAAUUGAAGCACCCUCAUCUAGUGAACUUGAUUGGAUAUUGCUGCGAAGAUGAACACAGGCUUCUUGUGUAUGAAUUCAUGCCACGUGGCAACUUAGACAACCGACUAUUCGAAAGCUAUUCGGCGACGUUGCCAUGGUUAAGAAGAUUACAAAUAGCAGUUGGAGCUGCAAAAGGACUCACUUUCCUGCAUGAGGAAGACAAGCCAGUCAUAUACCGAGAUUUCAAAGCUUCAAAUAUCUUACUAAAUUCGGAUUUUACCUCAAAGCUUUCUGAUUUUGGCCUGGCAAUAGACGGUCCAGAAGGAGAUGAAUCACACGUCACAACGCGCGUCAUGGGCACUCAAGGGUAUGCAGCUCCUGAGUACAUCAUGACAGGUCACGUGACGACUAUGAGCGACGUGUUCAGUUUUGGGGUGGUUCUUUUGGAGCUACUUACUGGUAGGCGAUGCUUGGACAAGACCCGGCCGAACAGAGAACAAAAUUUGGUGGAUUGGGCCAAACCUUUUCUGAAGGAUGCCCACAAGGUUGACCGAAUAAUGGACCCAAGACUUGAGGGACAGUACUCUAGCGAAGGGGCUAGGAAAGCGGCCACAUUGGCAUAUCAUUGCCUUAGUCAACACCCCAAGUGUCGGCCCACAAUGAGCUUUGUUAUCAAGACCUUGGAGCCACUUUUGGACGUGACUCAUGACAUCUCCAUUCCCUUUGUUUACGUCGUUCCACAUGACGAAGGGAAAGGGCAAGAAAAUGUGAGUGGAAAUGAAUGUUACGCGGCCGUGCCGAAUGGAAAACACAAAGGAAAAGAGACCGACACGAAAGGAAAGGGCUACCGCCGGAGCAGAAAAGGCCAUAGGCAUAAACAUAGGAUUAGGUCAUUGAGGUCCAACGCCGUCUAUUCCGACACCGCUUUGUAUAGAACUCUUGGGAGUGGUUUAUACUCGCCCAAAACGAGCAGUAAAGGAAAUUAGUAAUCAAGCCAAGGUACUAAAGGAAAAAGAAAAGGUUAAUCUGCAUACAUGAUAAUGGUGGUUGUGUUUGUACAUUAGAGUUCUUUAGUUUUUUAAAUUUUUGUUUAUGUAAGAUUGAGGUAUAGUUUUCUCUUCCUUGUCUUGAUUUUAUUAAGCGUGUUAUAGUUUUUUC
Messenger RNA from Morus notabilis, 1614 nucleotides. RefSeq names its product putative receptor-like protein kinase At1g72540. Gene Ontology annotation, molecular function: ATP binding; protein kinase activity. NCBI's taxonomy places the organism in Eukaryota, Viridiplantae, Streptophyta, Magnoliopsida, Rosales, Moraceae. The transcript is spliced from 5 exons. Bases 72 to 1442 code for a protein of 456 amino acids. Gene Ontology annotation, biological process: protein phosphorylation. The record is from RefSeq and is a predicted model, not a curated record.